CUAGAUAUAAACACUUAAUCUCAGCUGCAGAAUAUGGCAUCCAAUGGAGUUGAACUUGAGAUCACUGAGCUCACAUUAGGGCUUCCGGGAAGUGGCGGCCAUCAUACCCCGAGUCCAAAAAAUGAGAAAAAAAGGGUUUUCUCGGAGAGUAGCACCAACGAUGAUGACCGACGAUUCCCAAAGAGGAACCAAGUUGUGGGGUGGCCGCCAGUUUGCUCUCACCGAAGAAGGAGUAGCGGUAGUGGUAAUGAUAAAGAUCUAUAUGAAACGAAAACUUCGAAGAUGUACGUGAAAAUAAGUAUGGAUGGUGCUCCUUAUCUUAGAAAAGUUGAUCUUGGAAGCUAUAAAGAAUAUUCAGAUCUUGUAGUGGCGAUGGAGAAUCUAUUCGGUUCUGCAAUUGGAUGUUCUGACUUUGUCUUGAUCUAUGAAGAUCGGGAUGGUGAUUGGAUGCUCGUGGGCGAUGUCCCAUGGAAGAUGUUCGUUGAAUCAUGCAAGAGAUUGAGAAUAAUGAAGAGAUCUGAAGCUAAAGGAUUUGAGAUUCAUGUCCCAACUGAAACAUUAAGUAGUAGUUCUUCAAAAGAACUAUAAACACUUUCUUUUUUGCUUUUUUGAAAAUGUAUACACAUAUAAUAUAUAUAUACAUGGAUCAUACCCUAACUUGAAAAGGAAAAUGUGUUAAUGUGUGUUCUUGUCUAAUUUGACAAUUAAUUCACUAAUAUUAA
Messenger RNA from Benincasa hispida (wax gourd), 722 nucleotides. NCBI's taxonomy places the organism in Eukaryota, Viridiplantae, Streptophyta, Magnoliopsida, Cucurbitales, Cucurbitaceae. The record is from RefSeq and is a predicted model, not a curated record.